Eremothecium sinecaudum is the source of this 3201-nucleotide messenger RNA. RefSeq names its product cyclin-dependent protein serine/threonine kinase inhibiting protein FAR1 (gene FAR1). Bases 1 to 3201 code for a protein of 1066 amino acids. Lineage: Eukaryota; Fungi; Ascomycota; Saccharomycetes; Saccharomycetales; Saccharomycetaceae. The transcript has a single exon. The record is from RefSeq and is a predicted model, not a curated record.
AUGGUGGUAACCACACCAGUAACAGAACAAGGGCCCGGAUUUACUCAUACCCCUCCUAGCAGAGAAUCUGCAUUUGGAAGCCCAGCUGCGAAGUUCUUAAAGAUUGUCUCUGGGAGAUCAAUAAAACGAAUAGGAAGCAAAUUUAGAAGAUCCAGUUAUUCCAGUGGAGUAAUAGGAAGCACAGGCCAUGUUGAAUUGAAUGCAGUAACGCAGACACCUGACUCGCCGCAACGUGUGCUUCGGGACGAUGUCAUUCCCGAAGUCAUGGCGGCGCCAAGACUGUCUCCAUUUGUUCUACAAAACUCCAAGAGGAGGCCCAAACCUUUAGAUUUGAGGACGUUGAGCCCUCCUAUUACGGUUGAAAAGCCGGCUGCACCAAGUUCAGUAGAAGGAAAGUUGGGAACUCCCGUUCGACUUACAUUUCCAAAAUCAUUUGAUAGUGCUCGUCGCGAUCUUGCAUCAGAUUUGUUGAUAGGUGGUUUAGACGAUAUUACUGAAAGACAGUUUUUUAUCCCUGAUUAUAAAAGAACCCCUCAAAGAUAUGAAGAAGAGGUGUCUCCCACCUGUAGGAUCAAUCAUGCGCAGACAGAUAUUAGCUCUACUCCUGGGUCAAAGCGCUACAAUGUCAACAUUUGCUCUAUUUGUGGUGAAUACUUAAAUGCGCUACUGGUUGGCGAGAAGGUAGUAGAAAUGAAUUGCGAGCACCAGAGUCAUUACCAAUGUUAUUCAGCAGUUUUAGAAGGUACCAUCCAGCAAGGUAAAUAUCCCCGCUGUGAAACAUGUUUAAAGCAAAGUAAACCUAAAGAUGAACAAGUAUUGCAUGACAUGACGUCUUCACUAUUAUUGAAGAAGUCGUUGAAAACAUCUGUCAGUAAUGUGAAGGAACAUGUAAUGGGCCUAGAAUCAGCGGUCCUCGAGAGGCCAUUGUAUAAUCUAAUCACUCCUUGUGAACAGUUGAUUAAAAGUGCCGAUAUUAGUUCCAAUGGUUUUAAGACACCUAUUGCACAAAGCAUACAAGAUAGACUUGGCGUUGAUUCCGCUGAAGAAGAUUUUACAGCAACAAUACCUCACACGUCAGUUAGUAUUGACACAGCAGGCGUUACGGCCGAGCAGGACGAUGUCAAAGUUAACAUUAUACCCCAAGUAAGCAAAUUUAUCAUAAAUGAGAAUUCCGAGCAAACACUGCUGCCUUUUGUCCUAAAUUGUUAUGUGGAAAACAACAAAUCAUCAGAGCCGGAACUUCAAAAAAUAGACAAUGAAGAACUGCGGGCUAACAUCCAGCAGCAUGUGAUAUCCAAGUUAGGUCAAAAUGUUGCAAAAGCAGGUGCUCUUAAGAUGUUUGACAGGAUGAGCUACUCGUUUGAUGGCGAUCAAUGGUCUCCGAUAGUCUUUUACUGGUUUGAACGCUGUUUUGUAUUGGUUCAACAAGGCUCUUGUGAUGACUCAGAAGCACUUAUCAUAGGUAAAAUCCCAGUGUCACAACUUGCUACACUCUUCAAAUAUGAUUCCCAUACCCUCAUACUGUACUUAAAGAGCAUGUCAUUCCCAGAACUUUACCUGAGAAGUCCAGAUGAAAGUACAGCCAUUAUAAGUAAGUGGAACUUUUACCUGGGAGAGAAAACUUGCGAGGUUACUGUAACUCAACAGACCUCCAAUUGUUGGAAUAGUUUGCCUAAGCAUAUAUUAACCGAUCUACCAAAAGAACUGAUUUCUUACAACCAGCUUACGGGAGAGGUUGGAGCAACUCAAUUUUGGGAAGGUUCCACAGUUGUUUCCCAAGGAUUUUCAGCGAACUUAUCACGGAACGAUGCAAAGCUGCAACUAGUGGUCGCAGUAAGUCUUGUUAAUUGUGCUCCUCGCUUACAUUCAAAUGAAGAGUUACUGUCCUCCAUCCAGAAAAAGCUGCGUACCGUCUUGGGUAGCCUUAAUGCUGGCGAUCUGUUUGGGCUUGUAGUCUCUAACGACGGUGUCAAAGAAGGUAAGUUCUAUGGUAUGAUUGGAAAGGAGUGGGAUCUUUGGGACGAAAUAAUCGACUCGCUUUGCGUUUCGGAUGCGAAUCCUUGCGUUGAUGAACAGAGUGAACUUCAGCACAUCAUGGAGGUAAGCGAUAGGUUACUUAGUACCGUCGAAGAACCUGCUGAACAUGUUCGGCAACUUAUAAUUUUAGGGAAUGACCACGACGUUCCUAUUAUUUCUAUGACUCCAGAUCCCAAUUCCUCAGCAUCAACCGCAAUAUCAGCCUGUGCGCGCAAGAUCACAUCACACUACAGUUUCUCAAUCUUGCAGUAUGUUACGCGCAAUUGCUACGCUUUUAUAAGGGAAUAUAUGGGCCACCCAACUUACAAUAUAAAAGUCAAUGUGGUCUCACAACUGUUAGAUGUUGAUGUUUAUCAAAUAGUGGAGAAACUUCACAGAAAGGCUACCACUCGCCUGAACAUUCAACUAGAUAGUUUUGAUCCUAAUGUCGCCAAAUUUCACAGUAUCGAAGUUGCGGGUCGUAUAAACUCAGUCGAGGGUCCAUCCGUAACGUUAGAGAUUGACCCUCUUGAACCAGGUUCAUCCGUAAACAUUCUAUUCGAUAUGCAAGUUGCAACGAAGGCAUUACUGAACAAAUACCCUUCAUGCUCCAGCGCACCUUUUUCACUUGUGAACGCUCGUUACCGUACGUCAUUUACACAGUCGGCGCAACGCCACUGCACUUCGCUAGGAAUUCUAUUCAAACCGCAACAUGAAAGCUGUACUACACCAUGUUCUCUGGCAGCACUCAUAUCGCACAACUCCAUUUCUGCAGAUGCCAACGACUCAUUCAUGGAUAUUCCCCUUAUAGCCCCUUUAUCUCCUUCUAGGGACUCAAUAUUUGUUAGCCGCCAACUCCAAUUUCUCACCAUAGAUGCCCUUAACACCGUCUUAAAAGACGCUAGAAGCAGGCUUCAAUCAUCAACAUCCUCACCUAACCCAUUCUCGCUCAAGGAACUGGUUUCCGUCCUCUUUGGUAUUAGCAACAACUGUAUUGAGUCCUUCCCACUUUACGACAAGGAAUUUGACGACCCCGUAAGCAUGACCGAAUAUACUGAAAUGCUUUGUAAAAAGCUCGAUACCAUUGUAAACCUUUACAAAAUUGAAUCUAACACCACCCAAAGUAGUGCUUCCACUCCUGAGUGGAUUCAUAUGGCACGGGUUCUCCUGAAUUCUCUUAUGUAA